AACGCCGCGCGGGAACAAAACAGGAAGAUGAUACAGCAAAAUGGCGUUUGAUAAACACAUUGUUGUGUUUUUUCUCGUUUUCUGUUCCUAAUCUGUGCGUACGUGUAUCCUUAUGUGUUGUGUAACGGAGUAAACAGCGUUAAUAAUUGUUUACAUGCGGAUACAUAAGUCUGAGCGCACUUUGACGCUUCUCGUGCUAGUUAGCUUAGCUUGUUAGCUGCUAACAAAGAGACGCAGAAGUUAUCAACACGUCGCUAAGCAGAGAUCAAGUUUAAGUGUAAAGUGUUGGGAUUGUGUGAAAAUGUGCGAAAGAACGACAGCAAAGUACGAGGAGGAACUUUCCCCAACAAAAGAGGAGAAGGAGCGACAACAUCAACUACUGGACGCAGUUUUCAAGAAAGUUGUGUCACACAGAACAGAUGUCUGUAAAGAACAUCUUCUCCCUGAGCAGCAGGAGUGGACCUGCCGGAUGGAGCAGGGAAAACCACAACCCCGCCACUUUAAAGAGGAGGAGGAGGAGGAGGGGUCACAGCCUCCUCACAUUAAAGAGGAAGAGGCGGAGAAACAGACCCCUCACAUUAAAGAGGAAGAGGAGGAAUACUGCAUCACUCAAGAAGGAGAGCAUAAUAAUGGACUGGAGGAGGUUGAUGUCACCAAGAUGCCAUUGACUGUUGUCACUGUGAAGAGUGAAGGUGAGGUCAAAAGUGAAAGUAAAGAGAAAAGAAAGGUGGAGCCUUCAAGCAGCAGCUCAAUUCAACACAUGAAAACAGAAGCUGAUGAAGACCACUGUGGAGGAUCACAAGCAGACAAGCUCUUAGCUCCACUGUCAGAUAGUGAGGACACAACGUCACACUCUCCUGACACUGAUGAUGACAUGUCAUGUCACGCUGACAUCACACACUAUAAAUGCUCUCACUGUGGCAAAACUUUCAAAUAUCAUUGUCAUUUAAAAAUACACAUCAGAACACACACCGGGGACAAACCAUUCGUGUGCUCAUUUUGUAGUAAAAGCUAUUCCCGUAAGGAACAAUUGAAAAUUCACAUAAGAACACACACUGGUGAAAAACCUUAUUCUUGUUCAAGUUGCAACAAAAGCUUCGGAGAAAGGACAAAGCUUGUACUCCACAUGAGAACGCACACCGGUGAAAAACCGUACAUGUGCUCAAUUUGCGGUAAAAGAUUCUCUCAAAAGCAACAUUUGAAAGCCCACACAAGAAAAAGCACUGCUGAAAAAACAUGUUCAUCCUCAACCCACAGUAAACAAAUAACACAAAAUACUGAUUUGAAACCAUAUAUGACUCCACACACUGGACACAAACCAUUCAUGUGCAUAAUUUGUAAGAAAAGAUUCUCCCGAAAGCAACAAUUGGAAAUUCACCAUAGAACACACACUGGUGAAAAACCAUAUUCCUGUUCCAACUGCUGGAAAAGCUUUGGAGAAAAAGCCAAACUCAUAUUACAUAUGAGAACGCACACUGGAGAAAAACCAUAUUCCUGUUCAUGCUGCAACAAAAGCUAUGCCGACCGAUCAGCGCUUGUAAAACACAUGACUCGGCGCACCGGUGAAAAACCUGUUAUCUGUCCGGUCUGCGGUAAAGGUUUUGAACGAAGUGAAUAUUUGAAAGAACACAUGAAAAUGCACGCUGAGAAAGUGUUGAGUUGCAGUGCGUGUGCUGAAAUAUUCCCUUGUAAAUAUCAAUGUAACAAACACAAGUGUGCUGGUGAGAACAGCAGCAGCAAAUGAAGCUGCAGAAUUUGGAAUAAAUGGUCCAUACUUUCAUUUUGUAACAUCAUCACCACAUAUAACAUGUGACAUCAUUGUCGUGUGUGACGAUCCAUCCAUCCAUCCAUCAUCUUCCGCUUAUCCGAGGUCGGGUCGCGGGGGCAGCAGCCUAAGCAGGGAAGCCCAGACUUCCCUAUCUCUAGCCACUUCGUCUAGCUCUUCCCGGGGGAUCCCGAGGCGUUCCCAGGCCAGCCGGGAGACAUAGUCUUUCCAACGUGUCCUGGGUCUUCCCCGUGGCCUCCUACCAGCUGGACGUGCCCUAAACACAUCCCUAGGGAGGCGUUCGGGUGGCAUCCUGACCAGAUGCCCGAACCACCUCAUCUGGCUCCUCUCGAUGUGGAGGAGCAGCGGCUUUACGUUGAGCUCCUCCCGGAUGGCAGAGCUUC
Molecule: messenger RNA, 2169 nt
Organism: Nerophis ophidion (straightnose pipefish)
Lineage: Eukaryota; Metazoa; Chordata; Actinopteri; Syngnathiformes; Syngnathidae
Product: gastrula zinc finger protein XlCGF57.1-like
Exons: 2
Coding region: 302-1744 (480 amino acids)
Biological process (GO): regulation of transcription by RNA polymerase II
Cellular component (GO): nucleus
Molecular function (GO): DNA-binding transcription factor activity, RNA polymerase II-specific; sequence-specific DNA binding
Source: RefSeq, a predicted model, not a curated record